Messenger RNA from Penicillium alfredii, 840 nucleotides. Its product is annotated as DNL-type zinc finger protein. Gene Ontology annotation, molecular function: zinc ion binding; protein-folding chaperone binding. The coding region runs from base 1 to 840 and encodes 279 amino acids. The record is from RefSeq and is a predicted model, not a curated record. The transcript has a single exon. Gene Ontology annotation, biological process: protein folding; protein import into mitochondrial matrix; protein stabilization. Gene Ontology annotation, cellular component: mitochondrion. NCBI's taxonomy places the organism in Eukaryota, Fungi, Ascomycota, Eurotiomycetes, Eurotiales, Aspergillaceae.
AUGCGCCCUAUCGCAUCACAGGGCCUGCGGCCUAUUCUCGGUGCCCUCGCACACACACCCCUGUCGGUCUCUACUAUUUCUACUCGCAUCCCCUCCUCCCGUUUCUUCUCAACACGGCUCUUCAGCUCGCGAUCUCUCAACUCGGCCUCACCUCUGCCACGACCAGCGCGCAUCCUCACCCAAACACACUUUGUCCGCCAAAACUCUACUUCAUCUCCAUCCCGCCCUCUCACAGAGAAACCCAGUGGCCAAACGGAAACCGACGCUGAGCGAGAAAAAGCCAAUGAAGAGCGCCGCAAGAACGAAGAGGCCUACUGCAUCGCAUUUACCUGCAAGCCAUGUGGUCACCGCUCUACGCACCGCAUGUCUAAGCAGGGCUACCACCGUGGCACAGUUCUGAUUCAGUGCCCUUCAUGCCAGUCGCGCCAUGUCAUGAGUGAUCACCUUGGCAUCUUCUUUGAUAAGAAGACUACUCUGGAAGAUAUCUUGCAGGAGAAGGGCCAGACCCUGACACAUGGCUACACGGAUGGCAAUAUGGAGUUUUGGGAUGAUGGCACGGUUAAGAGUUUUGAUUUGGAGGGGGUGAGAAACUGGGCUCGUCUGGCAAUGGUCAAUCCUGAAAUUUGGAUAUUGGGGUUGGAUUUCGCUUUUUUUUCCCUGGCGCAUAAGAUGGACCCGAUUGAGUCGGAGCUUUAUUCUCUGUGCUUCGAUGGUUACUCUCCACUCUGGCAGGAUCCAGGCAGGCGAGACGGAAAGGGAUCUUCGGGGGUAUACAUCGCAGAUGUCCUGUCCUGCAUACUUCCCCCAUGUAACAAUAGUAUCAAAGGUUUUGUAUACUAG